CGCUCACGUGACGCGCGGGGCGGGGCGGGGCGGGGCGGCGCGGCAGCGCUCGGAGGGUGCGCGGAGGAAGCGGGAGCGGAGCGAAAGGAAGCGCCGACGAGCGGGAGUCGCCACCCGUCGCUUCAUCACCGCCACCAUGGCCCGGACACCUGCGCUCCCCCUCAUGGCCCUCUGCCUGGCCUGCCUGUGCGGGCUGGACACACAGGCCGUCAACGGCACCACGACCGUUGCUUCUACAGUUUCCAGUGCUACUUCGCCGUCUUCCAAUACUACUUCACCGCCUACCAAUACUACUUCGCCACCUUCCAAUACUACUUCACCGCCUACCAAUACUACUUCGCCACCUUCCAAUACUACUACAGCGUCUUCCAAUGUUACCACAGCUCAUACUACUAUAGCUAACAUCACCAAUGCAACUACAAAUGCUCCGCUACAUACAACUACCAUUACUUCAGCAACGACCAGUGUUCCAGGUACGAAUGCUACUGUGACUCCUGCACCUUCUCCACGUAAAUCUACAUUUGAUGCUGCAAGUUUCAUAGGUGGAAUUGUCCUUGUUUUGGGUCUGCAGGCUGUUGUUUUCUUUCUGUUCAAAUUCUGCAAGUCGAAAGACCGAAACUAUCACACACUUUAGGACCUGCCACUUUCUAAUGGACUAGUAGCCCAACACCUGUAGUUCACUGAACCAAAAUGUUUCCUGUUGCUCAUGGAAGACAGCAGUUCGUAAUAUCCUUUAAAUAUCUAAAAGAAGACUUUAAAAGAAUAUUUUUGCAACAUUAUACUUGGCAAGAGGUGAUAUGAAUCUCUUCUACAGGAUUACUUGCAAUAUGCUGCAUGGGUUCUAAUGGCUGUCUUAUUUUUCUUUAGUGGCUGCUGCUGUGGGACUUUUUUUUUAUAUGCCGAGUGUAGACAUUCAGAGAUUCUUAUUAAUAUUCAGUGGCAACACUGUCUUCAGUAGACAAUCUCAUGAUGACUUAUUGUGAAGGCUAAUUUAAUCAACAUUUGAUACAGUAUCCCUUCAGUUUUAUCAAGAUGUAAAUUAUUGGUGACUGACUUCAGGGAGUGAAAUACCAUUUAUACUAGCUUGUGGCACUUACAGCAUGCUGCUAGAAAGAUGAACAAAAUUGUAGAAGUAGAUAAUGUCCCAACGGAAUAACAUAACCCAUACAUUUUUAUACACAAGAAUAAAGGUUGCCUGAUAAAAUACUGCAUUCCAAACAGAAAUCCUAUGCCCUUUCCAAUGAAUGCUAAUGGUGGAGAGGGGAUGUAGGAAUAAUCCUUCUAAAGGGUCAGUGAAAAUUAGUGCCUUAAAAAACUAAAAAUCAGUAGGCUGCAAAAGCGUCCCACCUAUCUCACAGAUAAACAGAACUAUUAAGUACUAGCUUUAUAUGGGAGAAUGGAAUACAUACGACUUCAGCAUUCCAGUUUAAAAACUUUUUACAUGAAAUAAAUGUCCCUUAUGGAUCUUGUUUGAGAGGGAGCAUGGUACAGUAAUAUUCAGCCACAAACAGAAGCUUUAAGUUGUUUACCUUCUGCUCUGGCCUACAAAGACCUACUGUAAAAUUAGUGACAAAAUUUGGUUCAGUCCCUAUAUAAAAAGGCAACAACUUUCAUUUAUACUUGAAAUACUGGUGUUCGGGAAAUCCUGAUAUUUUCUCAUUCAAAUGGUUCUUAAACUCAUUGCAAUUAGAUUCAGCAUUUUUUGGUUUGUUUUUUUCUUUUUGAUCCUUCUGUAUGUCUACUUGCUAAAGGAGCAGUUAAGGGUAGUCCAGAGAAUCUGCUGAUUUGAUCCUAGUCAGGAUUGCUCUAGUCCCAGCGUUGCCAGGGCUACAUCUUUUUUCUUUUCCCUCCCUACUUUCUGGCAUCAGUGAACUGGUUAAGGAAAUUUAUUUGGCCAAGUAGGUGUUGGUUUUUUUUAGUUUUGUGUGUUGUGUGGUUUUUGUGAUUUUUUUGUUUGUUUUGUUUUGGUUGUUUUCUGUGGUUUUUGUGUUAUUUUUUUUCCCUUUGGCUGGAUCAGCCUUCUCAAAGGUACGUCUUUCCAAUGUAGAUUGACUUGAGCACCGAUGAAAAUAAACCUACAGAAAAAAAAUUGAAGUAAAGAUAAAAUCAAGUGGUGGAUGUAGCACAUAAUACAUAAAUUUGAUGAUCAAGGAAUAUCAUCAAAUUUCAGGAUAAUUUGUAGUACUGUCUUACUAGUUCUGACUUGAAAGGAAUUUGGCACUCAAUACAAAAUGAUAGCAUUGCAGGUAGUAGUCAUGGCAGUGGAACUUAAAUUUCCAACUGAAGUGCACUUAAUUUGCUUCAUAUUUAAGUGCACAGCGUUGUUUUCUUGUGUUCUUCUAGUUUGAAUGGCAUUGUUUCUGUUGUGCUGCAUAGAAAACUCAAAUUGCUAUGAAAUACAGAAGUUACUCACCAGUACUGUAUCUUUGAGUUCAUUAGUUUUUGGUUUUCUAAACAAUUAAGACAAUCAGCUCAGGUUUAUUAAAACAGCAGAGUGAGCAGCCAGUUUCCAGCAACAGUAUGUGUGUGGGUUAGAUGGUAUAUCCUUGGCCUUAUUGUGAAAUCACUUAAUCUGUAUUUCCCCUAUCUCAGAACUAUUUUAAUACAUUUAUUUGUUUAAAAAAAAAAAUCCAUGAGCUUGUAUUCUGUGCUUUGAAGUAAGCUAAAUAUUCUUCUAAAGUAUGACAGUUCUCCUUCAGCUCAGCAGAGCAAACCGUAUGCCUAGUAUGUAAUUUUUUUGGCCUCAAAGGGCUGUCUUUCAGAAAACUUGCAGAAAAGUGCUACAGAACACUUAAUAGCAUGGAAGACGUUGCAACAAAGAAGUUGUUGCUCUGUAAAAUGUUGAUAAAAUGCUUACUCAUGAGAGAUGCUGAUGCUGAUUUAGGUUGCUGAUAAGUAUGCUGGUAAAGCAAACUAAAAAUAUUUUUUAAAGUGCCUUAAAGUUGCUUAAUCUUUUGCCUCAAAUUCUUUUUGAAAGGGUAGAAAGGAUACCUUGCCUUAGUUACAAAAUUUUGCUUGGUGCCAGCAAUUGCUACUUUCCAAAACUUUAGGAAACCCAGGAUCUCUGACACAUACAGAUGCCAAUCUGAAAAACUCAAGCUGGUACUGUAUUAAUUUAGUCACGUUCUGGAAGGCCUGCACUACACACUGCUUGCUCAUUAGCCUUGCUAACAAGGUAUGAUCCACAGUUCACAGAGUUGUGGCUUGCAUAGUUUCCCUUUCAGUUCUUUGGGGGAGGGGAGGCUGGGUUAUACAUCUUCACCAUGUGCUUGGCUGCCUCACUAUAGAAAAUACAGAAAGUAUCAGCUGAUCUGUGCUGUGUACUGGCAAAAAACCUGAAGUAACAACUUGCAGUUUUUAUUGGCCUUGUGUUUUGAAGUGGAAGGUAGCUCAUAGAUCUGUAGUUGUAUUUGCCCCUAAAUCAAUUUUAGGCACUGAACUGUAGUGACUCUUCAAGUUAUCUGGCUCUUUCUUGAAGCCAACUUGUGCAAAUAUCAAGCUGUUAUGUUAUGAAUGUUCUCUGCAAGUGUUGCUGUAAAAGUUUGUAUUUUGUCUUUGGAAGAAAACUGAAACAGUUGUAAUCACAAAACCAAAUUGUUAAAUAAAAUCUGUUGAAUGGAA
Columba livia (rock pigeon) is the source of this 3621-nucleotide messenger RNA. RefSeq names its product CD164 molecule (gene CD164). The transcript is spliced from 4 exons. The record is from RefSeq and is a predicted model, not a curated record. The coding region runs from base 137 to 634 and encodes 165 amino acids. Gene Ontology annotation, cellular component: cytoplasmic vesicle. NCBI's taxonomy places the organism in Eukaryota, Metazoa, Chordata, Aves, Columbiformes, Columbidae.